CCGCGGCGCCUAUCCGUCGCGUGCGAUGAACGGGGACGUCUGGGCCAGCCUGCCAGAAGAUAUCCAGCAGGUCUUCGAGGACAAUAUCGAUUUCUGGACUCAGACCAAUUACGAGCUGUCGCAGGCCGCCGAGGACGAGGGCCGGGCCUAUGGCGAGGAAAUGGGCGUCGAGUUCAACGCCGUCGAUGAAGCCGUCAUAUCCGAAUAUUCCGACGCCUUUGCCGCGACCGCGCAGCAGACCGCCGAGCAAAUGGAUGCCAAUGGCCUGCCGGGAACCGAGAUUCUCGACAAGGCACCCAUGACCUCGUUUGAAACCCUUCUGCGCCGGGUGUGCGCGCUGGCCGCCUUUGUCGGGGUCGCCGCCAUUCUGGCCCUGAUGAUGCUGACGGUGGUCACCGUUGUCUUCCGCGCCAUCGGUAUCGCCUUUCCGGGCACCUAUUCGCUGGCCGAACUGCUGCUCAUUCCGGCCGUCAGCUUCUCGCUUGCCUACGCAGCCAUGCAAAAUGAGCACACCCGCGUAACCCUGUUCGUGGACCGCAUCAAAAACGACCGUAUCCGGCGCGGGCUCGAUGGCAUCAUGACGCUGCUGGGCACGCUGUUCUGGGUGGCGAUCGGCUGGGCGACGAUCAAGGAAGCCAUCCGCCGGGGCGCUCAGGGCGAACUCUCGCCGAUCAUCAACGUGCCUGUCGCUCCGUUCCGCUGGGCCAUGGCCACGGCCAUCAUCCUGCUCUGCAUCGUCCUGGUUUUUCAAGGCGUCAAGCUGUUGAGUG
This is a messenger RNA of Symbiodinium necroappetens, 770 nucleotides long. NCBI's taxonomy places the organism in Eukaryota, Dinophyceae, Suessiales, Symbiodiniaceae. The record is from the annotation of a GenBank genome assembly.